UUAGAUAACUGGAGAUUGCUCAGUCACAUAUGGUAAUACGGUUUUGGAGGCACCUUUUCACAAAGGUUCUCCAAUGUAAAGCUAAUGUACGAACUGACACAACGAUAAUGCCAACAAGAUCGAUACAAAGUCCUCCUGAAAAAAAGCUGAAACCGAAUCAAGGCUCGAUUAAUUCGAUACGAAACUCAAACAUCUCUACCGAACAUAACCUCAAUACGGACAUAAUGGUCAUUAGCAAAAUGCAAACAGAAAAUCAAACACAGGAGACAUCCGUUUGUGUUUCAAAACAACCACGAGAGAAAGUUACAUAUUUAGAAACGCCUGUUAAGUCGGAGAACGACAAGAAAGAGUACAGAGUGAUCAAAUUGGAAAAUGGCUUAACUGCUUUGCUAAUUGCUGACCUACACUCCUUUUGUACCCAAGAUGAUGAGUUCACUGAUAAAGAGGAUGUAAUAAAUAUUGAAAAUAAAAAAGGAGAUGAAGAUGAAGAGACUGAAAGUGAAGAGGAUGAAGAAGAAGAAAGUGAAGAAGAGAGUGAAGAAGAGAGUGAUACAGAGGAUAAUCAAUCAGACGAUGAAAAAGAUGCUGAUUCAUGUGCUUACACCAAACCAGUAAAAGGAGAAGAGAAAAUGGCAGCAUGUGGAUUAACUGUGGGUGUAGGAAGCUUCAGUGAUCCACCAGAAAUUCCAGGUCUGGCACAUUUUUUGGAGCAUAUGAUUUUCAUGGGAUCAGAGAAAUAUACUGAGGAAAACGAUUUUGAUAUGUUUAUUAAAAAAAGAGGUGGAUCAGACAAUGCCUCGACUGAUUGUGAAUUAACAACAUUCUAUUUUGAAAUACAAGAAAAGCAUCUUUUAGCUGCCCUUGAUCGUUUUGCUCAAUUUUUUAUUAAACCUUUAAUGAGGAAGGACGCUAUAACGAGAGAACGUGAAUCUAUAGAAAGCGAGUUUCAGAUGGCCUUACCCUCUGACUAUUGUAGAAAAGAACAAUUAUUUAGUAGCUUUGCGCAGCCAAAUCAUCCAGCUACAAAGUUUUGUUGGGGUAAUUUAAUUACAUUACGAGAUAAUGUAACUGAUGAAAAACUUUAUGAGGAGUUGCAUAAGUUCAGGGAGCGUCACUAUAGUGCUCACAGAAUGAAACUUGCCAUACAAGCCAGACUUCCACUGGAUGUGCUAGAAGACUAUGUAAUACAAUGCUUUGCAAAUGUACCAAGUAAUGGCUUACCACCUGACGACUUUACUCCCUUUAAGGGCACAGAUUCGUUUAAUACACCAAGUUUUAGAAGAAUUUAUAAAAUCAAACCUAUAAAAGAUGUUUGCCAAGUGGAGUUGACAUGGUGCAUGCCACCUCUUCACGAUAUGUAUAAAAUCAAGCCGCAUCAGUAUAUUGCCUGGAUCAUGGGAUACGAAGGAAAAGGUUCUUUGAUUAGUUACUUAAGGGAAAAGAUGUGGUGUCUUGGGAUUUUCAGCGGAAAUACAGAAAGGGGCUUCGAACACAAUUCAAUGUAUGGGUUGUUUAGUGUGUCUUUAAUGUUGACGGAGCAAGGACAUAAACACCUACCGGAAGUAUUAAACGCCACAUUCUCAUUUAUCAAUUUAAUGCGAAAAGAAGGCCCGCAAAAACGAAUUUAUGAUGAGAUCCACCAAAUUAAGGAAAUGAAUUUUAGAUUUACAGAUGAGUUUCCGCCAGCAGAAUAUGUGGAGGAUUUGUGCGAAAACAUGCAUUAUUAUCCUCCUCGUGAUUACAUUACUGGCAGCGAAUUGUAUUGUGAAUAUAAUGCAGAAGCUAUACAAACCUGUUUAAAUUAUUUAACACCUAAUGAUGUGAACAUUAUGAUACUUGAUAAAAAAUUCAAGGAUGAAGAAUUCGAUAAAGUGGAACCUUGGUUCAAAACUAAAUAUACAAAUAUGGAGAUUCCUCAAGAAUGGAUAGAGUGCUGGAAAAUUAUGGAACCUUUGCCUGAAUUUCAUUUACCAUUACCCAAUAUGUAUAUCACGGAUGAUUUCAGUUUAAUCUCGAUACCACCUGGUGUACCCAAGUACCCCACAAAAAUCUAUUCAGAUGAGAUAGUAGAAGUUUGGUACCGACCUGAUCCGAAGUUCGGCUUGCCUGAAUGUUAUAUGUAUUUUUGUAUCAUAUCACCAAUGGCUGUUUGUUCACUGAAAGGCAUAGUCAUAAUGGAUCUAUUUGUUGCUAUAUUGAAGCAACUGUUAGUGGAAACAUUGUAUCCAGCCACGAUUGCUGAAUUAAACCAUGCUAUUUACACGAACGAAAAGGGUAUUAUGCUUAAAAUGAAUGGAUUCAAUCAGAAGUUACCACUUUUGUUAAUGACUAUUGCGAAGUGUAUAGCUGAUAUUCCGACAUUAAUAACUAAAGAGUUUUUCGAAGUGAUGAAGAAAGAACAAACUAAGGAAUAUUAUAAUAACUUAGUAAAACCCAAAAGCUUAGUUCGAGAUGUAAGAUUAUCAAUUCUAAUGCUCGUCUAUUGGACGGCCGCGGACAAGCACACUGCCAUUCAGAAUGUGGAAUUUUCUGAAUUUCAAAAUUUUGUUCAACACUUUACCGAUCACAUUUACAUUCAAUCUUUGGUACAAGGAAACAUGACACAAGAAGAUGUGAUAAAAAACAUUCAAGAAUGUGUAAAGGUACUGAAGUGUGGACCAUUGUUGCCUAAUACUAUGCCACACGUGAGAGUGGCGCAAAUACCAAUUGGUUCACAUUAUUGUAAAGUAAGGAACUUCAAUAGCAUCGAUAUAAAUUCUGUUGUAAUGAAUUACUAUCAAUCCGAUGUCUCAUCUAUUAGAUUGUUAGUUAUUAUCGAACUAUUAAUUACGAUUAUGGAAGAGCCUGUUUUUAAUCAACUUAGAACACUGGAGCAACUUGGUUACAAUGUCUUCUGUCUAUUAAGGGAUACCUUUGGUAUCCUCGGUUAUACUGUCACAGUGUACACUCAGGCAGACAAAUACAGCACCGAAUACGUAGAUAAUAGGAUAGAAGCAUUUUUGGAGAUGUUUAAUAAUAUUUUGAAAGAGAUGUCGGAAAAGGAGUUAGACAGCGUUAAGGAAGCCGUGAUAAAAUUAAAACGGUGUGCGGAUAUACAUUUGAAAGAAGAGGUUGAUAGGAACUGGUCAGAAAUUGAAAGUGGCGAUUACAUGUUUGAUAGAAUAGAAAAGGAAUUGAGUGUAAUCGAAUAUAUCAAGAUUGACGAAUUGAGGGAAUGGAUGAAGUCUCACACAUUUAAUGGGAGCAAUUUCAGAAAAUUAAGCGUGCAUGUAGUGGGAAUUGCUAAACCAUCUGAUACAGAGAAUAACGAUGGUGUUGGAACAUUAGCAAAUGCAGCCAACUCCGAUUCGGCUAAAAGAGACACAAAAGUAGAGAAAUAUGGGAAGGUAAAGUAUUCAUUGAAUUAUGUUCCUACCACAGAAGAGACUGACAAAUCUUUGGUGCACAUCACUGAUAUUGAGAAGUACAAAAACCAGCUGUACAUAUAUCCUGUAAAUCAUACCACUUUAUGAUGCUAAAUAAAACUAAUAAAAUUUAUAGUCAUAUCUGAAAAAAUUUUGAAAUCAGAAUAAAGAUGCGACAAAUAAU
Bombus pascuorum is the source of this 3588-nucleotide messenger RNA. Its product is annotated as nardilysin. The record is from RefSeq and is a predicted model, not a curated record. Gene Ontology annotation, molecular function: metal ion binding; metalloendopeptidase activity. The coding region runs from base 30 to 3512 and encodes 1160 amino acids. NCBI's taxonomy places the organism in Eukaryota, Metazoa, Arthropoda, Insecta, Hymenoptera, Apidae. Gene Ontology annotation, biological process: proteolysis. The transcript has 14 exons.